GGUUGCCCGCCUUGCAUUGCAAUCAUGGUGGACGUGAUGGAGUCGCCCAAGGCGCGCAUCAACGCCAGCAUGCUAGCUCAGUUCAUCGACCAGCCGGUCUGCUUCGUAGGGAGGCUGGAGAAGAUUCAUCCCACUGGGAAAAUGUUUAUUCUUUCAGAUGGUGAAGGAAAAAAUGGAACUAUUGAGUUGAUGGAACCUCUUGAUGAAGAAAUCUCUGGAAUCGUGGAAGUAGUUGGAAGAGUGACAGCCAAGGCAACCAUUAUGUGUGCAUCUUAUGUCCAGUUUAAAGAAGAUAAUCAUCCUUUUGAUCUUGGACUUUACAAUGAGGCUGUGAAGAUUACCCAUGAGUUCCCUCAGUUUUUUCCUUUGGGAGUUGUGCAGUAUGGUUGAACUAUUUUGAUGAUUGCCGGUGAGCUACACUGAAGACUAUUAAAGGAGGCCCCUGAUAUUUGAAGGAGCAAUUCCUGAGAUUUUUAAUAUUUAAUUUGUUCUCUUGUUAAUUUCAUUUACCUAACUUUAUUAGAUAUUCCAGUGUGCCGUUUUUGACAGAACUGGCUUAUUGACAGUUCUCAUCUAAGUUCUCAUAAAGAGUAAUUUCUCUGGCAUAUGGUCAGAUUUAAAAUGCAAGGAAGAAAAAAAGAGUUGGUUGAACUUAGUUUUUUGCUUUAUUAAUAAAAGCUUAUGUGCU
Messenger RNA from Cervus elaphus (red deer), 688 nucleotides. RefSeq names its product replication protein A 14 kDa subunit. Gene Ontology annotation, biological process: mismatch repair; DNA replication; nucleotide-excision repair. NCBI's taxonomy places the organism in Eukaryota, Metazoa, Chordata, Mammalia, Artiodactyla, Cervidae. The record is from RefSeq and is a predicted model, not a curated record. The coding region runs from base 25 to 390 and encodes 121 amino acids. The transcript has a single exon. Gene Ontology annotation, cellular component: DNA replication factor A complex; site of double-strand break; nucleus. Gene Ontology annotation, molecular function: single-stranded DNA binding; damaged DNA binding.